Molecule: messenger RNA, 2001 nt
Organism: Salvia miltiorrhiza (redroot sage)
Lineage: Eukaryota; Viridiplantae; Streptophyta; Magnoliopsida; Lamiales; Lamiaceae
Product: BTB/POZ domain-containing protein At2g04740
Cellular component (GO): cytoplasm; ubiquitin ligase complex
Molecular function (GO): protein binding
Source: RefSeq, a predicted model, not a curated record
UUUUGUUGAAAAGCACGAGGAUUGUUGUAGCGGCAUAGCAGGCAAGUAAGAGUGAAGGGUGAGAUGUCGGGCGGCGGCAUUUGGUCGGAGCUAGACGAUAUAGAGCUGGAGGCGGCGGACUUCCACUCCUCACUGCCGCUGAAGAAGGUCCCUUACGGAGACAUUUUCGAGGCCUCCCGCGCCGGCGACGUCGACCGCCUCCGCUCUCUGUUGGAGUCCGGCGUCAACGUCAACGCCCGCGACCAAUGGGACUCCGUCGCCCUCUACUACGCCUGCCUGGCCGGCCAUCUCGACGCUGCCCGGAUGCUCCUGGAGAGCGGCGCCAUCUGCUCCGAGCAUACCUUCGACGGCGAUCGCUGCCACUACGCCGCCCUCAAUCUCAAGGUGCGCAAGUUGCUCAAGUCCUUUGAGGCCCGCCCGCCGCCUCUCCAACCUCUACAGGCCGCGCUCAGAGACACUUUCUUGUCCUGCGAAGCCAACACCGCCUACCUCCAACACCAAUUUCAAUUCAAUUUCACUUCUCUUCUCUCAGUAGGUCAUUCAUCACAAGGAGAGUCCAGUUCCUGCUACUGCCCCCCCGAUUUUGUAUUCUAUGUGCAAGGAAGACCCCUUGAAGCUCACAGACUCAUCUUGGCUGCCCGAUCGCCAUUCUUCAAGAAAAAGUUUGAGACUGACUGGAAACACAGAAAGGAAGUGCGAUUUUCACGGGAGAAGCUUUCUUAUCCGUCUCUUUUUAGCCUUGUCCACUUCUUCUAUUCCGAUAGGCUAGAGGUUGCUGUUGAUGACAUGGAAGAUCUUGUUAGGAUUUGCAAAGUUUGCAAGUGCCAGUCUCUACAAAGUCUUCUUGAGAAAGAAAUACUUCAUCAAAAACAUGCUAACUACAAAGCUCCUAGAGAAAUACAAGACUCUCAGAAGAGGUUCAUCUUGCUGGGCAUUUCCCUUCCAGAAGAAGAUCGUCUCCCUGCUGCAUUACAUCGAAUCCUCCAAGUCUCUCUUGCCAAUUCCUCCAGAGCACAAGACUCACACAAUAGUAUUGAUGGUUCUAUGCUGACAAGAGAUUUAGAAGAGGACCUUGCAGAUGUUUGUGUGAGGGUUGAGGAUAAGAUAUUCCGAUGCCAUCGAGUUGUCUUAGCUUCAAGAUCAGAAUACUUCAAGACCAGAUUAUCCCGAAUAAAAGAUUUCAUUGAAAACAGUGACCCUUUACCUCAUCAGGCCCUUCCUUGUCUUGAAGAACAUGACCUAAAUGCAGAGACUUUCCAGAAAAUGAUUGAGUAUAUGUAUACUGAUGGUCUCACAGAGAUAAACCCUGAUCAGGCCGAGGAAAUGUUUGAUGCUGCUUCAAGAUAUUUGUUAUUUCCUCUUAAACGGCCAGUCGCAGAUGCUCUUCUACCUCAGUUGGAGAUGGUUUCCCCUGCAGAAUUAUGUCAUUGGUUGCUACUAGCUGACAUGUAUGGUGUCUUAAAGAUACGUGAAUACUGCUUAGAUGCUAUAGCGUUCAACUUUGAGACUUUUGCUGAAACUCGUGAGUUUCGGGCAAUGCUUUUGACUCUGCCGUGUCCAUCUGGAGAUUCUUCACUUCGGACAACAGCUCCAAGUGCUCCAGGAACUGAGGCAAAUGCACUAGGAGGAAAUCUCCUUGAUGAUUUGCGAGAGAAAUGGCUUGAGGCUGAAGGUGCUGAGCUCGACAAGAGAGAUGAAAGUGCACUACUCUUUGACAAGCGCCUUGAGAUGCUCAUGCUUGUGGCAGAGCAGGAGAAAUCAGUCAAAUCUGAAGAUAUUGUGCAAUCCGUAUUCUCAUCCUCCUCUAUUGUCAUGAAGUCCAAGGAGCUGGAAGGAUAGACUCUUAUGCUUUUUUUCAUCUAUGAGAUUCAUAUCAAAAUUAAAGAUAUUGCUAUGAAGAGGAAAAUGGAACACCAGAUAGCAUCUCUUGUAUUUAUAGUAAUAUAUGUUACACGUGAUACAUACUGAAUGGAAGAAAAUGUUGUGUGGUGUUGUUUUUUA